This is a messenger RNA of Lentinula edodes (shiitake mushroom), 441 nucleotides long. RefSeq names its product Ctf8-domain-containing protein. NCBI's taxonomy places the organism in Eukaryota, Fungi, Basidiomycota, Agaricomycetes, Agaricales, Omphalotaceae. Gene Ontology annotation, cellular component: Ctf18 RFC-like complex. Gene Ontology annotation, biological process: mitotic sister chromatid cohesion. The transcript is spliced from 3 exons. Bases 1 to 441 code for a protein of 146 amino acids. The record is from RefSeq and is a predicted model, not a curated record.
AUGCUCAUACCCGUGACAUUCGAUCGACAUCCAUCGACAUCCUCUUUGCAAAAGCUACCACCAUCACUCCUAAAGAUAUCUCAUGAUGAAGUGGUCUUGCUAGACCUCCAAGGGGCACUCGAAGUUGACUCCUCACAUCCUAAUGAACGUGAUGGCAAAUUCAUUGGAACUCUGACUAUCGAUGAUGACAUGAAACGGUCAACUCUUCGAAUUGGGCAUCAUCUCAUUGAAGGAAAGCUCGUCAAUUUACCAAAACCAUUGGCUGUGCUUCAUCGAUCACCAGCACCAGUGCGCAUAUCUGAUUCCCGGUGGACUGGCGAGGACAGUGGAGGGGAUGAGGAUGUGGUAAUGGACGAUCUACAAUGGAACACAUUGGCGAUCGUUAAACGUAAAAUUAUAUUUGCGAAACGACCAACGCCACUCGCAGGAAGACUAAAUUGA